Trypanosoma grayi is the source of this 1242-nucleotide messenger RNA. RefSeq lists its product as hypothetical. The transcript has a single exon. The record is from RefSeq and is a predicted model, not a curated record. The annotation marks the transcript as partial. Lineage: Eukaryota; Euglenozoa; Kinetoplastea; Trypanosomatida; Trypanosomatidae.
AUGUCUCUGUUGAUUGUUCUUAUACGAAUAACGGGGUUCAUCUUGUUUUUUGUGGCACUUCUGCGUGUGAAGAAGACACGUCUUCGUCAUUUGCCAUCACGCCGCACCCGUGUGUCGCGCCACCAUGGGGAGACAUGCGUCUGGCUCGAGCGCCUCACAAGUGCUGUUCUGGACAUGCUGCAAGUGGCGCUGCAGCAGGAGGAGGCGGGAAGUGCGGAAAGAGAACAGCGUCAGCGACGGCACGCUCCGCCGGGGCAAGAAUCGUCGCCCCCUUCCUUUCGCAACAAGAACCAUGGUAGCAACUGCAGUGGUGAUAGCGCGACUAGCAAGGGGAUGCCACGGCGAAUGCUGAGCGUGCUCGAAGAGCGUGUGGAGGCGCUGCUGGAGGACCGUGGCAUUGCGGCGUAUGCAAUGUGCAAGGUUCACUCAAUUGGUCAGGAGUCACCAAUCAUUCGCGCUAUUCGCGUGACGAAACUCGCAGGGGCAGAGUUGAAGACGGCCGUCCAGCCGGGGUUGUCAGCAGCUGCAGCUGCCACUGCUUCUGCUUCUGCCGGUGGUGGUGGUGGUGGUGGUGGGAAUAUUGGUGGUGUUGCGGGGGGCGCAACAGGGAGUGGCAACGUGGCGGGGGCACAGAAGGGCAAGACUCGUGUCCCGCAUCCCAGCCUCUACGGCGCCGAUGAUAUGGUAGACAUGUGGCGCAGCGAUUCCUUCUUUGAAGAGUCAGCAACGUCGGUAGGCGGCGCGACACUUCCAGCGUCUGCUGUGGAGCUGGAGGCGGAGGUGGAGUAUGCUGGUGGCUUGGAUGUCUCGCUGGAGGCCGAUAUUUGCCUGGCGCGUGGACGGCGCCUUCCCGUGUUGAUUCGUGUAAGUGAUAUUGAGUACAUCAAGGCGCAUUUGCGUGUUCGCGCGAAACUUCAGCACGAGCGUGCGACGAUGGAUGAUCAGAGCAGGCCGUACCUGCACUGCACCGUGUGGUUGGAGUCGGAGCCGACAUUUUCUCUCAAGAUGACCACACUCCUUAGUAGGUUCCGCAUCUGCAAUUUCUUUGCAGUGCCUCUGGUAGUCAAGUUUCUACUACUGCGCUUUGUGCGUCACCGCAUGAUGCGACCUGGCGGUGCUGGCGUCACGGUUCAGAUUCCCCUUCCAGAGAAUAUUGUCGACGGUGGUGUGCAGCCCUGGUGCACAACACUCAAUGAUGCAACGACAAAGGCAAGUUCUGUCAAUGGCUGUAGUCUUUCCCGU